CCAUUUCCAAAAGGUUUACGUAGAAAAUGUUAUUUUCAUCAGUACUCAGUCUAAGGCUAUUUUACACUGAGCGGGGCCUCAUUCAGUGUUCAGCCACUGGAAACCCGGCCAGCAGACUCCGCCCCCCGGCCCCCAAUGAGAACGCCCAGCCCGUGGAGACUCAUGGGAAGUGUAGUUUGGGCUCCCACUGAUUUUUAGAGCGCAGGGCGUAGCUCCGCUGGCUUUUUCUGCGCAUGUGCAGCUGUGGGGCGCGCUUCUUUCGGCGUCUCCAGCCCUGCGAAGUCGUUCGGACCUUCCGGUUGGUUCGGAAAGUCGUGGGCCAGCGUUAGAGAGGGCGGGAGCGGAGCGCUCUUGGAGUCUUUCUGCACCUCCGUGUGGGUGACUGCGGGCGGAGGUGUCCCAUCCCGCGAGCUCCCGGCGGGUCCUGCCUAAGCCUUCGGGACGUGCAGGGCCGCGGGUCUCCCUCCCGGCCUUGUUGGGCUCGGGUCUGGGUUGGGGACCGAGGGCCAGCCCGCUGGCGGCAGGAGCUAAAAGCCGGAAGAAGGGAACGGGGGUUGCAUAGAGGCAGCUAAUGCCUCCGGUACCCGACCCUUUGCAGGCCCUCCCAAGGCCUGAAGGGCUCUGUUCCUUUAGCUGUAGGCUGGUAAGAUUUGAGAAAGUGUAUCUAGGAGCUGUGAGGCAGGCAGAUCUGAAGCAGUCCUGCUUCUGUCCCGGCUGGUCCUGCAAUUUGUUUAUCUCUUCUGAGAGCUGCAGAACAUGAACACAACUCAGACACCCAUCUGUCAGCACCAUUUGUGGAAAGCAGUGUACUUUUUCCCCUGAAUUACCUCGGCACUACUAUGGGCAUUAAUUAACUGUGUAUGUAUGGGUCUGUUUUGGAUUCCAUUCACUGGUGAUGAUUUGGUGUCAGUGUCAUUGGAGGACGUGACUGUGGAGCUCAGCCAGGAGGAGUGGCAGCACAUGGGCCCUGCCCAGAGGACCCUGUACAAAGAGGUGAUGCUGGAGAUCUACAGCCACCUCGUCUCUGUGGAAGACUGUCAACCUGAUGAACUCUUAGAGAAGAGCCUGGAAAACCAAGGAAAACAUUUGUGGCAAGUGUUCUUCACCAACAAAUCAUUGUCUGCAGAGCAAGAAACUUCUGCAAAAAUGUGUAAUUCGCACAGAAAUCUUUUACCUGCAACAGUCUGGCCUCAUCAGUGUGACCCUGCAGGACCAAAGAGCUGGGGUCUCAGUCCAUUGGCUUCACAUUUGCACGGUUCGAGGGAGAAGGCUGGUGACCUUACUUUCACUGAGAAAUGGCUCCUCAGCAUUAAGGAUUGCAGAAGUAAUUCUGGAGAGAAGUCUUUUCUUCACAGUAAAACUACAAAAGCCCUUAGUCAUAAGGUGGAAACUGUUCAAUAUCCAACAAUUCAGAAUUUGGGACAAGCUUUUAAACAUAAUAAAAGUGAAAUAGCUUUGCCUGAAAAGGCUACUAUUGCUGCAUCUCAGAGUACCUGUGAGAAAUCAAUCUUUACUGUUUCUCAGAAGAGUCAUGGAGGGAACAAAGGAGAAAAUAAAGGUUAUUUUGAAUUAAAUGGAAAUGAGAAUGCUUUCAAUAGGACUACUCACAAAAGUAACCCAGGAGGAAAACCUGUUAGCCAAAAAUCAUGUAUUAGAGAAGAACAGAAAAUUGAUUUUGAGAGAAAGUACUGUGAACAUGGAAAGAAUUUCAACCAUAAUUCAGUUCUAGUAUCUCAGAUAACUCACCCAAUAGAUAACAAAUAUACAGAGAUAGACACAUCAACUUUGAAUGUACAUCACAGAACUCACAUAAAGAUGAAACCCUCUGAGUCAAAUGAAUGUGGAAAAUCCUUCUCUAAGAAUGCAUGUCCAAGCCAGCCUCAGAAAAGCCACACUGGAGAGAAACCUUAUGAAUGUCAUGCAUGUGGAAAAACUUUCAGUGAGAAUUCACAUCUAAAACAGCAUCACAGGACUCACACUGGAGAGAAACCCUUUGUGUGUAAUGAAUGUGGGAAACCUUUCAAAUAUAAGUCAAUCCUCAUAAUACAUCAGAGAAUGCACACAGGGGAGAAACCUUUUAAAUGUAACGAAUGUGGAAAAUCCUACAGCCGUAUGUCAGGGCUGAGGAAUCAUGCGAAAACUCACACAGGGGAAAGGCCAUUUAAGUGUGAUGAAUGUGGGAAAGCUUUCAAAUUGACGUCAGACCUAAUACAGCACUGUAGAACACAUACAGGGGAGAAACCAUACAGAUGUAAACAAUGUGGAAUAGCUUUUGUUCAGAUAUCACAACUUAGAGGACAUCAUAGAAUUCAUACUGGGGAGAAACCCUAUAAGUGUAAUCAUUGUGGGGAAGUUUUUAGUCGAAAGUCAAACCUCAGAGUACAUCACAGAACUCAUACUGGAGAGAAACCUUAUAAAUGUGAUGUGUGUGGCAAAACUUUCAGGCAGAAAUCAAAUCUUAGAGGACAUCAGAGAACUCACACAGGGGAAAAGCCCUAUGAAUGUCAUGAGUGUGGAAAAGCUUUCAGUGAGAAGUCAGUUCUCAGAAAUCAUCAGCGAAUUCACACAGGCGAGAAGCCCUAUAAUUGUAAUCAGUGUGGGGAAGCUUUUAUUCAGAUAUCUAGUCUUAAAGGACACCAGAGAACUCACACAGGAGAAAAGCCCUAUGAAUGUUACAAAUGUGGAAAAGCUUUUAGUGAGAAGUUAAGUUUCACAAGGCAUCAGCGAAUUCACACUGGGGAGAAGCCCUAUAAUUGUAAUCAGUGUGGAAAAUCUUUCAGUCAGAUAUCUAGUCUCAGAGGACAUGAGCGAACUCAUACUGGGGAGAAGCCUUAUAAUUGUAUUUGGUGUGGAAAAACUUUUGGUCAGAAAUCCAGCCUCAGAGUACAUCAGAGAACUCACACAGGGGAGAAACCUUACAAAUGUGACAAAUGUGACAAAAAUUUUAGUCGGAGUUCAACCCUUCGAAGGCAUGAGAAGACUCACAAGAGAUUAAAUACAUGAGUGUAAAAAGUAUGGGCAAUAUGUGCAAUUUUUUCAGCCCAUGUUAAGUGCAGUUGUUGGAUAUCAAAGAACUUGCCCAGCAAAGAAACACUUUAAAGUUGAUGAACACAAUGUUUAGUGAAUUUAAACCUCCAAAAACCAGUGCAGCAGAAAAGCUCUGAGAAAGUAAUACAAAUGUGACAGUUUUGUGCAACCAGUCAAAACUGAUUCAUCAAAGAAAUCACAGUCAGAAAAACCUAGAAAGGUUAACUUUUUCAAUACAGCAUACAAUAUAUAGAGUCUAAAGACCUCAGUAAAUCCAAACAGGCAAGAAAUGAAGGUAAUGAAUGAGGCAAAUCCUACCAUAAGAGCCCUCAGUUUGAUGUAAGGCUAAGGCCCAUAGGUCCUAUAAUGACUAUAUAAUACUCAUCAAUAACCAUUUCCUUUUUGCCCCCUGCUAUACCUAACCAAAAUAUCUCAACCAUUCUAUGCUCCAAAUGGAGUCACAUUGUUAACCCAUAGCUAACAGAUUGUAGGAAUCAAUUAAAGAGAAGUUUCAUUUAAAUAAAUCUCUCAAUUUUUCAAUGUUUUCUUCUGGUACUCAUCAGAGUGGGGCGGAAAUUGCUUCCAGUUAAUAUGCUGAGGGUGAAAGCAUUUAAGAUGCCAGGAAGUAGGGCCAACAGUUCACUCUCUGCAGUGACUAUUCCCCCUCCCCACUCUGUGUGUAUGGUUGGGCCAUCUUAUAGCUAAAAUAAACUUGUUCUCUGCUGAGCUUCUGUGGGUUUGAGUGUACUUGAUACUGACAUAAACUCAUCCACCCUUAAUAAAACCUAUGAAUAUAA
This is a messenger RNA of Chinchilla lanigera (long-tailed chinchilla), 3824 nucleotides long. RefSeq names its product zinc finger protein 782-like. The record is from RefSeq and is a predicted model, not a curated record. The coding region runs from base 865 to 3003 and encodes 712 amino acids. Lineage: Eukaryota; Metazoa; Chordata; Mammalia; Rodentia; Chinchillidae. Gene Ontology annotation, biological process: regulation of transcription by RNA polymerase II. The transcript is spliced from 4 exons. Gene Ontology annotation, molecular function: DNA-binding transcription factor activity, RNA polymerase II-specific; RNA polymerase II cis-regulatory region sequence-specific DNA binding.